Colletotrichum truncatum is the source of this 219-nucleotide messenger RNA. RefSeq lists its product as uncharacterized. NCBI's taxonomy places the organism in Eukaryota, Fungi, Ascomycota, Sordariomycetes, Glomerellales, Glomerellaceae. The record is from RefSeq and is a predicted model, not a curated record.
AUGUCUUCCCACUCAUCUCAAGCUUUGACUCCCGCUGGAAUCGCCAGUCACAAACAUCCCAGGACGCCGUCAGGAAAGAAGAUGAAGCCCAAGAUUGCUGUCUCCACUCCGCCUUCCUACACUUUCAAUGACGACGACGAGUUCUAUCCGGGAACCGAUCCACGGCUGAAGCGCAAUGGUUGUGGCAUUUCCCCGAGACUGCCGAAUUCCGAUCCAUGA